Messenger RNA from Anopheles funestus (African malaria mosquito), 1396 nucleotides. Its product is annotated as pentatricopeptide repeat-containing protein 2, mitochondrial-like. The coding region runs from base 156 to 1334 and encodes 392 amino acids. The record is from RefSeq and is a predicted model, not a curated record. Gene Ontology annotation, cellular component: mitochondrion. Lineage: Eukaryota; Metazoa; Arthropoda; Insecta; Diptera; Culicidae. Gene Ontology annotation, molecular function: protein binding; RNA binding. The transcript has 2 exons. Gene Ontology annotation, biological process: regulation of mRNA processing; multicellular organism development; mitochondrion organization.
ACUUGGUGCUGUCAUAUUUGUUUUGGUGAUGGGAGGAGAUUGUGAUUGUGUUUUGUAAGGUUAUGUGCCCGAAGGUGGUUAUGUGACUUCGUGCCGAUUGAAAAGAAUCUGUUUUGCUUGUAAUUAAAUCAUUUAGCCGUUAACAGAGUGGAAAAAUGUUUCGCAAAAGUCUAGUUGCAUUCAGUGCAUUUACCAAAGCAUGCGGUUCGCCUCAUUAUAGAAAUUUGUAUUCAGCAUCGGCCCUUGGCAUUGAAGGGUAUCAGGCAUAUAGGGAGAAAACCCGUACCCAGCAUCUUCACAAUGUCGACAACUUCAAGCGCAAAAUGCGUGACUUUGUGUCCGGAUCGUCCACGAACAUGAUCUUUACCGAGGAUUUGAAAAACAUCAUCCAUUUGAUCGAUAACACACCGGAAGAUAAGCAGCUGCUAAAGGACACGGUCAUGCGGUACAACCAGCAGGGCAAAGAGCUGCGGUUCGGCAAUUAUGUGUUCGGUCCGGUCAUUAUGCGCGCCUGUCACCAUUUGGGCGAUGCGGAUUUGGCGCUUGAUCUGUUCAAAACUGCCGGUGCGGAUGGAUUUUUUGAACAGCUGACUAGUUAUCAAAUAUUGGGCGAUAUGCUGUACGAGAAGGGUCGCUACCAGGAUGUGCGGGAAUUGUUCGAUGCGAUCAAAUCUCAUCAGAUACAGGGAGGUCGGUUUCCCAAACAUUGCAUUACGCUUACGUUUGCCGCUUGUUACAAGGAAAACACGGCCGACUCGUUCAAGUACGCGAUGGAUCUGUGGAAGGAGCUGAAUUCCGUCGGUCAUGUACCGAUGCGAAAGGCAACUGCGUUUGCAGCGGCACUCGCGUUAAGCAACGGCCGACCGGAAAUAGCUAUAGAGAUUCUAGGCACUAUUGCUAAGGGCAACUAUGUGACCGUGCGGCAAUUAAAAACGUUGUCCCUGUGCGCACUGAACCGGCUGGAAGAUGUGGUACCGAUCUUUCGCUCGGUGCUGGAAGUGAAGGGACCGUUCGAGAAGCAGCAAACUUUCUGCCGGGAAGUGAUUCAAAAGGUACAAGACACGGUUAAGGAGGCGAAGGCGAUAAACCCUUCGACCACGGUACAAGACCUGGAACGGAUGCUGGAAUACCUCGAAACUAAUGGACAGAUCGUGAACGAAACGUUGGACAGCAUGCUUUGUUCGGAGAUAGUGUCGACGGCGCAGCGAAACGACGGCAAGAGCAACCUUGCGGAUAGUUACAAUACACGGGGCGGUCGUAUGCAGGAGCAGCGAAACUUUCGACCAACCAAAAAGUAUCAACAAAUAAGACCAGGUCUGUCGGAUAUGAACUAGCGAGCGCGAGCUCAAGAAAAGGCAGCGUAAUAAAAAAAAGAACCCUGUCUCUAGUGAUGGAA